Molecule: messenger RNA, 1130 nt
Organism: Neodiprion fabricii
Lineage: Eukaryota; Metazoa; Arthropoda; Insecta; Hymenoptera; Diprionidae
Product: ATP synthase subunit C lysine N-methyltransferase
Exons: 5
Coding region: 223-855 (210 amino acids)
Biological process (GO): regulation of mitochondrial ATP synthesis coupled proton transport; positive regulation of proton-transporting ATP synthase activity, rotational mechanism; peptidyl-lysine trimethylation
Cellular component (GO): mitochondrion
Molecular function (GO): protein-lysine N-methyltransferase activity
Source: RefSeq, a predicted model, not a curated record
GUUUCUUGAAUCAUUGUACGCAUCAACGCACGAUUGGCGUUGCGUAUUUUUGGGAAACACAGCGAUGAUUCUCAGCUGUACGGUAAUAUGUAUGUUCAAUGGAGGUAUAGACAUGCUGCUAAACAGAUGUAACCUGUUGUUCCCGGUUCGCGGCAGCGACGUGUUACAAAUGUGAAGUAAUUGUUCAAUAAUUAAGUCUCGCGGUGAAAAAUACAAAUAAUUAUGAAAGAACUACAGUUAGGAAAUGAAGAGUUAUCUAGUGGCGUUGAGAAACGAACCUCUAAUAUCGGUUUAAUCUUUGUUGGACUUACUGGCGGUGCAGCUGUCGCCAUCAGUGCAGUAUGUCUUCCGUUUGUGAGUCCAGCACUGCGCAAGGUUUGUUUACCGUAUGUGCCGGCAACCACUCAGCAAGUUGAAAAUGUUCUAAGAGCAUUGAAGGGGCGCUCAGGAACCUUGGUGGACCUGGGUAGUGGAGACGGACGCAUAGUUUUCGCAGCUGCAAAAAAUGGAUUUAAGGCAGAUGGUAUCGAAUUAAAUCCAUGGCUCAUAGCGUACUCACGAUUUACCGCUAUAAUGCGAGGAUUAUCAUCAAGAGUCACCUUUUUUAGAAAAGAUCUUUGGAAAUUUAAUUUGGAAAAGUACGAUAACGUUGUUAUAUUUGGAGUGCAGCAAAUGAUGGACGAAGUGGAAGAGAAAUUUAACUCAGAACUAAAGAGAGAUAGUUUGAUAGUAGCUUGUCGUUUUCCAUUACCCAACUUGGAACCUGUUGCAAUAUUCGGACAUGGGGUUGAUACUGUUUGGGUCUACAAAAGUGCAGCUUCACCAAAGUAUACUAUCAAUUUUUGGACACCAUAAGAAAAAAAAAAUAAAUUCGUCUUUUUUUGAAACACCCUAAUAUACAUAUAUAUACAUUGUGAUAAUAAUGUACCAAAAAUGUUUUAUUAAAUUCUUGAUACUUACAAACAAGUCAAUUAAUAAUCACAGAAAUUGUUAUAUUUAAAAUUGUUCCAUGACUCUACACAGUAACUGUGGCAUAUAAUGACACAUGGGUAAGAGAGGUUCUGAUGAAAACUACCUAGCUCAGAGAGACAUUUCAGAGAUGCAGAUAGAAAAGGCAUGACACGCUGUAU